This is a messenger RNA of Closterium sp. NIES-65, 588 nucleotides long. The record is from the annotation of a GenBank genome assembly. NCBI's taxonomy places the organism in Eukaryota, Viridiplantae, Streptophyta, Zygnematophyceae, Desmidiales, Closteriaceae.
AUGGAGCAUGUGACGUGCUUCGUGGCUGGCAUGCUGGUGCUGGGCGCUCAAACAGUGGCGGAGGGGAGUGAACACACUGAAGCUUACAUGAGGCUGGCUAAAGAGCUGGGCCACACGUGCCAUCUCUUUUACAGCACAUCACCCACGGGGCUCAGCGGGGAGGACUAUGCAUUUGGGGAGAAGGGCAUGCGCAUGGAGGGGCGCAAGUACAAUAACCUGAGGCCCGAGGCAGUGGAGGCAUGGAUGUACCUGUGGAGGGCGACGCACGACCCCAUGUACAGGCACUGGGGGUGGGAGGUCUUCCAGGCCUUCCAAAAGCACUGCCGUGUGGAAAACGGCUUCGUGGGGCUGCUGGAUGCCUCUCAGAACCCUCCACAGAAGGACGACUUGCAGCAGAGUUUCUUUCUUGCCGAGACGCUCAAGUAUCUUUACCUCCUCUUCUCGCCCGAUGAUGUGCUGCCUCUCAACCAAUGGGUGUUCAAUACCGAGGCACACCCUCUUAAGAUCAUAGCAAGAAACGCUGAUUUCCCCCCUCAAGUGAGGAUUGAGUCUCAAACGAAGCAUGACGCGCUUCCGGACGAUGAUUAG